Messenger RNA from Vidua macroura (Pin-tailed whydah), 3296 nucleotides. RefSeq names its product pre-mRNA processing factor 40 homolog A (gene PRPF40A). Gene Ontology annotation, molecular function: RNA binding; protein binding. Gene Ontology annotation, cellular component: U2-type prespliceosome; U1 snRNP. The coding region runs from base 84 to 3032 and encodes 982 amino acids. The transcript is spliced from 27 exons. Gene Ontology annotation, biological process: mRNA cis splicing, via spliceosome. Lineage: Eukaryota; Metazoa; Chordata; Aves; Passeriformes; Viduidae. The record is from RefSeq and is a predicted model, not a curated record.
UGUCCGGCGGGGACUCCACGGCCGCGGCCGCCGCCGCCUCCCCGCAGCCGCUGCCGUUCUCGCUGCCGAAGCCGCCGCCCCUCAUGCAGCUGACGCCGGGCGACGCCGUGCGGCCGGUGGGCUCGGGCGCCGACCAAUCGCCGAAGAGCGCGCGGCUGGCGGCGCGCCCCGAUUGGCCGGCGGGGAAGCCCGUCAGCCUCCUGGCGCCGCUGCUCCCGCCCCGCGGGGACCCCGAGCCGCUGCUGCCCUUCGGGCCCGCGGCCCCGCGGCCGCCGCUGCGCGGGCGCCUCCUGGGCCGCUGCGGGGGCUCCCUGCUCAGCCCCGCCAUGCGGCCCGGCGGCGUCGACCGCGGGUCUCUCAUGAUGGGCCACCCGGGAAUGCCCCACUACCCCCCCAUGGGGAUGCACCCCAUGGGCCAGAGACCUCCCAACAUGCCCCCAGUCCCCCACGGGAUGAUGCCUCAGAUGAUGCCCCCCAUGGGAGGACCCCCGAUGGGGCAGAUGCCUGGAAUGAUGCAGUCAGUGAUGCCUGGAAUGAUGAUGUCCCACAUGUCCCAGGCUGCCAUGCAGCCCACGGUUCCUCCAGGAGUGAACAGCAUGGAUGCACAAGUAGGUGUGACCCCUCCUGGGACUCAGACAACGCAUCCCGUGGUCUCCACGGUCCAGCAGAGCUCCAGCAGCAGCAGCUCUGCCAGCGAGGAGCACUCCAAGCAGAAAUCCACGUGGACGGAGCACAAAUCGCCGGAUGGAAGAACUUAUUACUACAACACCGAGACCAAGCAGUCCACGUGGGAGAAGCCAGAUGACCUCAAAACCCCUGCUGAGCAAUUGUUAUCCAAGUGUCCCUGGAAGGAGUAUAAAUCAGAUUCUGGGAAGCCUUAUUAUUACAAUUCCCAAACAAAGGAAUCCCGCUGGGCAAAACCCAAAGAGCUGGAGGAUCUUGAAGCAAUGAUUAAAGCUGAAGAAAACAGCACGAAGCCCGAGGACGCGGCUGCCGCCGCCUCGGCUCCGGCCGCGGCCGGGGACGCUCCGAGCGGGGCCAGCGCGGCCGCGGCCACCGAGAGCGCCGCGGCCACGGCCGCUCCCUCAGGAGCCGCUCCCAAGGGGGAAGCUGCGCCGGCCGCCGCCACGGGGGACACGGAUGGCACCGGCACGGCCGCAGCCGAGGAGCAAGGCCAGGGCGGCGCCGCCCCCGGCGCGCAGGACGGGAGCGCGGACGCCGCCGCCGCCGCCACGGAUGAGGCGGCCAAGCAGGAGGCCUCGGGAGAUGCUGCUGCAAAGAAAGAGGAUGAGGAUGCCCAACCAGUUAAAAAAACCUACACGUGGAACACAAAGGAAGAGGCCAAACAAGCAUUUAAAGAACUGUUAAAAGAAAAGCGAGUUCCAUCCAAUGCUUCCUGGGAGCAGGCCAUGAAAAUGAUCAUUAAUGACCCCAGAUACAGUGCUUUGGCAAAACUGAGUGAAAAGAAGCAGGCCUUUAAUGCCUACAAAGUUCAGACAGAGAAGGAGGAGAAGGAAGAAGCCAGAUCCAAGUACAAGGAAGCCAAGGAAUCCUUCCAGCGCUUCCUGGAAAACCAUGAGAAGAUGACAUCCACCACCAGAUACAAAAAAGCUGAGCAGAUGUUUGGGGAGAUGGAGGUGUGGAAUGCCAUAUCCGAGCGGGACCGGCUGGAGAUUUAUGAGGAUGUUUUGUUCUUCCUGUCCAAGAAGGAGAAGGAACAAGCCAAGCAGCUGCGGAAGAGGAACUGGGAAGCUCUGAAGAACAUCUUGGAUAACAUGGCCAACGUCACCUACUGCACCACCUGGUCAGAGGCCCAGCAGUACCUCAUGGACAACCCCACCUUUGCUGAGGAUGAGGAGCUCCAGAACAUGGAUAAGGAGGAUGCCCUGAUCUGUUUUGAGGAGCACAUCAGGGCCUUGGAAAAAGAGGAGGAGGAAGAAAAGCAGAAGAGUUUGCUGAGGGAAAGGAGGAGGCAGCGUAAAAACAGGGAGUCUUUCCAGCUGUUUCUGGAUGAGCUGCACGAGCACGGGCAGUUGCACUCCAUGUCCUCCUGGAUGGAACUGUACCCAGCCAUCAGCUCCGACAUCAGAUUCACCAGCAUGCUCGGCCAGCCUGGAUCAACUGCACUCGACCUGUUCAAGUUUUAUGUGGAGGAUUUAAAAGCUCGUUACCACGAUGAGAAGAAGAUAAUUAAAGACAUCUUAAAGGAUAAAGGAUUUGUGGUGGAAGUGAACACCUCCUUUGAGGAUUUUGUCACUGUCAUCAGCUCCACUAAAAGAGCCACCACGUUGGAUGCAGGGAAUAUCAAGCUGGCUUUCAACAGUCUGCUGGAGAAGGCGGAAGCGCGGGAACGGGAGCGGGAGAAGGAGGAGGCACGGAAGAUGAAGAGGAAGGAAUCAGCCUUCAAGAGCAUGUUGAAACAAGCCACCCCCCCCAUCGAGCUGGAUGCUGUCUGGGAGGAUAUCAGAGACAGAUUUGUGAAGGAACCAGCAUUUGAAGACAUCACUCUGGAAUCUGAAAGGAAAAGGAUAUUUAAGGAUUUCCUUCAUGUACUUGAGCACGAGUGUCAACACCACCACUCCAAGACCAAGAAACAUUCGAAGAAAUCCAAAAAACACCACCGGAAGCGCUCCCGUUCCCGCUCCGGCUCAGAGUCUGAGGACGACGACAGCCACUCCAAGAAGAAGCGGCAGCGCUCGGAAUCGCGGUCGGUGUCGGAGCGUUCUUCCAGCGCCGAAUCCGAGAGGAGUUACAAGAAGUCCAAAAAACACAAGAAGAAGAGCAAGAAGAGGAGGCACAAGUCUGAUUCACCAGAAUCUGAUGCGGAACGAGAGAAGGACAAGAAAGAAAGAGAGAGGGACAGCGAGAAGGAAAGAGCCAGACAGAGAUCUGAGUCCAAGCAUAAAUCUCCCACUAAAAAACGGCCUGGAAAAGAUUCUGGAAACUGGGAUACCUCUGGCAGCGAGCUCAGCGAGGGGGAGCUGGAAAAACAGAGGAGGACUCUUUUGGAACAGCUGGAUGAAGAUCAAUGAGAAGAUCCUUGAUACCAAAAAUGUUUACAGGAAUAAAAAUCCGAUGUUAAACGCAAUUCCAUGUGUUGCCUUAAGAACCUGCUGCAGAAUGUACCUGCACAGCCCAGAGGAGGGAGGAGGAAGCAGCUCCAGCCCUGUUUUCCAGCCCCUGCACGUUCAGGAAGGCGCCCCCAGCCCUGCUCGGUGAGAAAAUUGGGAAGCCGCUGUCCUUGGAAUAUUUUUGUACAUUUUUAUCAAUGAUUAAACCUUGUCUUUUAGCAUGUA